CUACUAAAUUGUUUCUUAAGUAAAAAUUUUGCCUUCAACUUUAAGCAUUUCUAAUGCGAUUCGGGUCUUAUUAGAAAUUUUGGACCAAGGGGCAAAUAUCACAAAAAACGAGCUAAAUACUAUCAAAAAUCAAUUGAAGAUAUCAAAGACCUGAGAUCAAUUGAACUUCAAAUCAAACCCACUCUUAGAUUCAUUAAGCGAAGUAUGAUAAUAUAACUAACUACUAACUACAUUAGACAUCGCCGUAAGUUCUUACCUUAUAAAAAUUCUAAAGUUUAAAUAAUGGAUCGUCAGGCACCUAUUGAUAUGAAUGCGGAAGAUCGUAGGAAUUUACUUAGACAAAGAAUCAUUGAACUUGUUCUUCAUGAAGUUGAGGAAUCAAGACGCGAGCGUUUAGCACAACUUAUGUACCAAAGAGGUGUUCCAAGAGAGGGUUUUGGACGGUACGCCAAUCCAGGAUUGCGAAGACGCACAGUAGCAACUAGGCCAGCAACUCAAAACGUGCAUAUGCGUCAAACUCGUGGGAUAUUUGCGAUAGCAAGUAUGGGAGCGAUGCUUCUAUAUAAUAGCAACAUACUUGGGCUUUGUGGUAGUUGUAUUUCACAGCUCGGAGAUGACCUAUUGAACUUUGUUUGUAAUGAUGUGGUUGAUGGCUUUAAUGUGACAAAAAAUCUUUUCAAUACUGUUAUUCAGUCAUUAUUUUCUAGAAUUUUUUGAAAUUUUAUUUUUAUAUCAAAACUAUCUUAUGGAUUGUGGAUUGAAGUCAAAAUCUUAUAAUUGUAUGAAAAUUCUAUGGAGUAAUUUUUAUUAUUAUAUAUUGUAAUACUAAUACUAACAAUAAUCUAAUCUCGUAAUAUAUUUACUAAUGUAUAUUACUUAACGAGAAUAAAAAAUUGUAUGAUAAUUAAUCAUCACAAAAUCGAA
Molecule: messenger RNA, 924 nt
Organism: Teleopsis dalmanni
Lineage: Eukaryota; Metazoa; Arthropoda; Insecta; Diptera; Diopsidae
Exons: 4
Coding region: 283-717 (144 amino acids)
Source: RefSeq, a predicted model, not a curated record